Messenger RNA from Mobula hypostoma (lesser devil ray), 2492 nucleotides. It is a transcript of the gene ndrg4, whose product is annotated as NDRG family member 4. Bases 526 to 1686 code for a protein of 386 amino acids. Gene Ontology annotation, cellular component: cytoplasm. The record is from RefSeq and is a predicted model, not a curated record. The transcript has 18 exons. NCBI's taxonomy places the organism in Eukaryota, Metazoa, Chordata, Chondrichthyes, Myliobatiformes, Myliobatidae. Gene Ontology annotation, biological process: signal transduction; positive regulation of ERK1 and ERK2 cascade.
ACUGGAGACUGGCGAGGAAGCAUCAGCGGCGGUGAUGCUGUCAGCGUGAGCGGCUGCUUUUUGUGUCUCUGCCGCUUGCAUCUCGGGUCAGUGGCGCAGGGCGAUCAUUCGGGCUGGAGGCCAAUCACUGCCUUCCGCUCGGCCCUAAUUUCUCCGGUGUCCCUGGGAGCGCCGAGCGGAGUCGAGUCGCCGUGAACGAGCCUCGCGCUUGAGGGCAGUCUCCGCCUGUCGGCGCGCGCCCCCGAACGAGAACAAGUCGGACCGAAGUGAGCGGAAGUUCCCGCGGGGCUGAGGUAGUUGCAAUCGAGAGAGUUAGGGUUGGUGAUUAUUGCUGCAGAUUUAUUACAUUUGACCGGUGAGCUCAUUGGCAGAUGCUGCCUGACCUGCUGAGUUCCUUCAGCCUUUUGUGUGUGUUGCUUGGAUUUCCAGCAUCUGCAUGCUUUCUUGUCGUUUUACACUAAAGCCUUGUUUUUACUACCAGAAGAAUGUACAGUAAAUGCUUGAUUUGACUGGCACCGAUUGGAAAUGGCUGGCCUGCAAGAGAUCCGAAUGACAGAGGAAAAGCCUCUGCUCCGGGAGCAGAUGUCAAUGGAUAAUUGUGAUAUAUUCCUGCCUCCCGUGGACUCAAACUGGCAGGAGCAUGACAUUGAAACCCCCUAUGGGAUGUUGCAUGUUGUUAUCCGUGGUGCUCCUAAAGGAAACCGCCCAGCAAUCCUGACCUACCAUGAUGUUGGAAUGAACCAUAAGCUGUGCUUCAACACGUUCUUCAACUUUGAGGACAUGCAGGAAAUCACCAAACACUUCGUUGUGUGCCACGUGGAUGCCCCUGGCCAGCAGACAAAUGCCUCACAAUUCCCUGCAGGGUACCAGUUUCCAACCAUGGACCAGCUUGCUGCCAUGUUGCCAAGUGUAGUUCAGCAUUUCGGAUUUAAGAGUAUUGUUGGAAUCGGAGUGGGGGCUGGGGCCUACAUCCUGGCCAAGUUUGCUUUAAUUUUCCCAGAUCUGGUGGAGGGAUUGGUCCUUGUCAACAUUGAUCCCUGUGGAAAGGGUUGGAUUGAUUGGGCAGCAACUAAGCUCUCGGGUCUGACCAGCUCACUCCCUGACACUGUCCUGUCACACCUCUGCAGCCAGGAGGAAUUAAUGAACAGUACGGAGCUCGUGCAGAGCCUGCGACAGCAGAUAGGAGCUAACGUUAACCAAACCAAUCUGCAGCUAUUCUGGAACAUGUACAACAGUCGCAGAGAUUUGGAAAUGAACAGACCUGGAAGUGUAGCCAAUGCCAAGACUCUGCAGUGUCCAGUGAUGCUGGUGGUAGGGGACAAUUCCCCAGCAGAGGAAGGAGUGGUGGAAUGCAAUUCCAAACUGGACCCAACUCAGACAACUUUCCUAAAGAUGGCUGACUGUGGUGGCUUGCCCCAGAUCACUCAGCCUGGAAAGCUGACAGAGGCCUUCAAAUACUUUCUGCAGGGCAUGGGCUACAUUGCAUAUUUAGUGGAUAGACGACUGAGUGGUGGAGCAGUGGCCUCUGCAAGUAUGACACGACUGGCUCGUUCACGCACAGCCUCGCUGACCAGUGCCAGCUCAGUAGAUGGGCAACGUCCACGUAUCUGCACCCAAACCAACAGCAGUGACAGCAUGGGCCAGGUCACUCAGAAUAUGUCGCACACCAUGGAGGUGUCAUGCUAAAAGGUGAUGGGAGGUUAGAAAAAGCAGCAUGGCUGACCCCUACCCACUCUGUAGGAUGAUUAUUCCUUACUAGUUUUGGUAUGGGGCAGUGUAAACAAAGCCUAGAGAUUGCUCCAUUACUUGGCUGUAGCAGUCUGCAGUUUCCUAGCCUAACAAAUAAAGGCUGCCCACUGCUUUUUUUUCUUGCAUGAGUUGCAAUCAUCGUGAAAAUUUACUUUGGUAAAUGUAGCUACCCGAACCUUUCCGAUCUGUUAGCAGGCUUUUACGCGAUUGGUUUUAUUUUUGCUGGUCAGUCAGUGCCAUGGUCCAUAUUAGGGGACUGUGCCGAUGCAAUAGUAAUCUUGUGUUCAAUUAUUUUAACGUGUGCUAAGGGAAAGCAUCAAUUUUUAUGUUGUUUUAAAUGUGAAGGCAUUUCCAAACAUUGGUGUGUUAAAUAAUUGUCCUAGAUAGCCUGUUCUUUAUGCUUUCUGUAACACAGGAUACAAAAGAGCUGCUCUGGUUACCGUAGAUAUAGUGAAUCUGGUUCCACUACUUAAUGUUUUGUAGAUAAUUCUGUUUCCAUCCCCAACUUCAACUGCAGUUUGGGCAAUGAUAAAAUGAAGAGUCGAAAAAUUGCUGGGAGUCUCUUUCAGGUCUUGUGACAAACGUACCAUUAUCGAAACUUUUUUUUGUAUAACAGAUCCUUCGAUGUUGCUGUUAUUGAUCUGAUACCUGACUGCAGCUGUGGCUACCCAAUUAAUAAUUCAUUCACUUAAUGUAACUAAUAAAUGUUUAUUGAAAAUAAAGUCGGUGUUAAAACCUGCCUU